This is a messenger RNA of Theobroma cacao (cacao), 1072 nucleotides long. RefSeq names its product remorin 1.4-like. The record is from RefSeq and is a predicted model, not a curated record. NCBI's taxonomy places the organism in Eukaryota, Viridiplantae, Streptophyta, Magnoliopsida, Malvales, Malvaceae.
CACCAUCCAGCUCAGCUCAGUCAUUGGCGAAGCUACAGUUACAGUCUCCCCCAACCCCAACUAUAAUAUUUCAACUAACCCUCUCUCCUCUUAAUUCUCUCUCUCUCUAUUUCUGUUUCCAAGCUUAAUUCAACUCGCCCUGUUUUUAAUUUUUAGUAUCUUUGUCAGCAAAAACACAUGGCAGAGGAAGAACCCAAGAAGGUUGAAACCGAAACACCAUCGGAGCCUCCCCCGCCCGCUCCCGAACCGGCCGAAGCCCCACAAGACGUUGCCGAGGAGAAAACUGUAAUUCCACCUCCUCCUACCGAAGAAAAGCCAGCUGAGUCUAAAGAAGUUGCAGCAGCAGCAGCAGCAGUCGAAAAGGCGGCGGAAUCGACUGAGGAGAAAAGCACGGAGGGUUCUGUUAAUCGAGAUGCUGUGCUUGCUAGAGUUGAAACACAGAAGCGAGUUUCACUAAUCAAAGCUUGGGAAGAGAGUGAAAAAAGCAAAGCUGAGAACAAGGCUUAUAAAAAGCUUUCUUCUAUUGCGGCUUGGGAGAAUAGCAGGAAAGCAGCUCUGGAGGCUGAGCUGAAGAAGAUUGAGGAACAAUUAGAGAAGCAGAAGGCCGAGUAUGUCGAAAAAAUGAAAAACAAGGCGGCCUUAAUCCACAAGGAAGCAGAAGAGAAGAAGGCAAUCGUUGAAGCCAAGCGUGGGGAAGAUCUUCUCAAGGCAGAAGAGACAGCUGCAAAGUUCCGUGCCAAAGGAACUACUCCCAAGAAGGUCCUUGGUUGUUUUUGAGGAUAAAACUCCUUUAAAAGUUCUGGAUUAGAAAAAGUAUGUCAUUUCCCAUUUUGUGUAUAUUUUUUUAAGAGAUUAUUUGUUAAUUUUAGAUAUGUUUGUUUGGUUUAUAUGGUGAAGAAUUGGCCAUUGUUCAUUGUUUUGUGUGUGUAUCCGUAUGUAUUUGCGUGUGUAUACAUGCCAUUUGGUGAAAAUUACGUAUUAAAUUUGUGGGAAACAUGUUUGAUGUAAUAAUGUUGACUCAUGAAGAUUAUAGAAUGAAGUGGGCAAUCUUAGAACAUUAUUUUAAGCUUUA